CAAUCGCACACCACAGCACGACAAUAUGCGGAGUUUUUCAAGACCUUUGUUGUGUUUGCUGCAACGUCGUUAUAACUUGCCACAAAAUAUACGCCUGAAAGCGACAAAAGCUACCACCACAAGUGACAUUGACCAGACCUCGGGGCAGACGCCUAGAACCACACAUGACAACCAAAAGCCGGGUGUUAUGGGACCGGAGGAACAGCAGAAGCUCCCGGCACGCGAACCGCUGGCUAAAAACUUUUUUGUGGGGGCAGUGGACAAGGAGUUGCUCGGCUUUCCCGAGGUAAUCACGCGCGAAGAUAUGACCAAUCUUCAGAGCCAUUUGGUCCCGUUGAAGAACUACUUUGAUGACGAAAAGGUGGAUCCAAAAGCGCUCGACAGUCUGAAGCAAUUAGGCCUCUACGGUUUGAAUGUGCCCACGGACUAUGAAGGUAAAGGCUACGGCUGGAGCGCCAGUUUAAUGGCCAGCGAGCCGGAGGCGGCACACACGAGCAUUUCUCUGGGCUUACAGAGCCACCGUGUCAUUGUUGAUCUGCUAAGGGAUGUGGGGACGCCGGCCCAGCAGCAACGUUAUUUUCCCUUAUUAGUGAAUGGUAGCCUCAUAGCCACUGAAGCCAUAUUCGAGUACACACCACCUGAGGAUGAAUACUUCAGUACACAAGCCAAAUACCUUUCUGAUUCCAGAAGCUGGGUACUGAAUGGCGAGAAGGCCUAUGUGGUGUGUGCGCCACCUUCGACUCCUCAGCAACAGCUUUUCCUGGUGCUGGCACAAACUCAACAUCCAAAUGUAUCGGGUAGCAUGGGGCGGGCCACCACCAUCUUCCUGGUGGAUUCGAACGAGGCGGGCGUCAAACUGGGCGAGCAGCACCAAACCUUCGGCUGCCGUGAGGCGACUAUGCGGCGCGUCCACUUCGACAAUGUGCAACUAACGGAGGAGAGCAUUGUGGGGCAGGCGCACGAUGGGAACCGCAUAGCGGAGCACCUCGUCCGAUCGGCCCGCUUACGUAGCUCAUUACCCGCCAUUGCGCUGGCCAAGCGGCUGCUAAACGAGCUGGCAGAGUACAGCGUGGCCACCACACAAUGUGGUGUGAAUGUGAAGGACUUGGAAAUAACGCGGGCUCACUUAUCCGAGAGCAUGUGCUCCAUUUACGCCAUGGAAAGCAUGCUCUACCUCACGGCGGGCAUGUUGGAUGAAUUCAAGGCGCAGGAUGUGACAUUAGAGAGCGCCAUAACCAAGUAUUACACUCUAAAGCAACUGUAUAGAAUUGCGACCAAAAGCCUGACUGUUAUAGGGCCGAAGAGUCUGCACACUGGACAGCCGGGGGAACUGGGACUGCAAGAUGCGGCGCAAUUGUAUACCCAGAACGAGUCCAUAGACACCCUGAGCAUGUUUGUGGCGCUAACGGGUCUGCAGUAUGCCGGCCAACUCAUGAACGAAGGUGUGCGCAAAUCUCGCAAUCCGCUCUUCCAUCCGGGUCACAUAUUCGGGAAGUUCUUCGCCACCGCAUCCUUAGAAAAUCCCAAGACGGCAUUGCAACUAUCCGAAAAUGUCCAUCCCACCCUGGAUCCCGCUGCCCAGUGCAUUGAGCAUUCCGUGGCUCGUUUGCAAAUGGCCGUGGAGGUGAUGUUUACGCGCCAUGGCAGUGCGGUGGUGGAGCGCCAAACGGAAAUGAGACGCCUGGCCGAUGCGGCCAGCACUAUUUAUGCGAUGUUUGCCUGUGUGGCGCGCGCCUCCAGAUCCUACUGCAUUGGUCUGUCCCUCGCGGAUCACGAGAUGUUAACUGCAUCGGCAGUGUGCUUGCAUGGUCGGGACCAUGUGAAGGCGCUUUGCACGGAAAUCUAUAAUGGCCAUCAUCUCAACAACGACAACAAUUUGCUUCGCCUUUCCUCUCAGAUAACCAAGAGCAAAGGCUAUUUCGCUGUCCAUCCCCUGACUUUUAAUUUUUAGGUGUUGAAUUUUAUUUGUUAUGUUUGGCUGUAAAGCAUGUGAAUAAAUACAUGAUACAUGCUAAUCUGAA
Scaptodrosophila lebanonensis is the source of this 2021-nucleotide messenger RNA. It is a transcript of the gene Egm, whose product is annotated as acyl-CoA dehydrogenase family member 9, mitochondrial. The record is from RefSeq and is a predicted model, not a curated record. The transcript is spliced from 4 exons. NCBI's taxonomy places the organism in Eukaryota, Metazoa, Arthropoda, Insecta, Diptera, Drosophilidae. Gene Ontology annotation, molecular function: flavin adenine dinucleotide binding; acyl-CoA dehydrogenase activity. Bases 26 to 1951 code for a protein of 641 amino acids.